Messenger RNA from Schizophyllum commune H4-8, 450 nucleotides. RefSeq lists its product as uncharacterized. NCBI's taxonomy places the organism in Eukaryota, Fungi, Basidiomycota, Agaricomycetes, Agaricales, Schizophyllaceae. The coding region runs from base 1 to 450 and encodes 149 amino acids. The transcript has 2 exons. The record is from RefSeq and is a predicted model, not a curated record.
AUGUUCUCUAAGGUUGCUCUCCUCGCUUCCGCCCUCUUCUUCGGUGGCGCGGUCGCCUACAACGGGAUUGCGUACCCCUACAACCCGGACGGCGCAACUUUUGAGUGUGGACAGGCCGUACAGAACGACGCCAACGUCGUCUUUGUGUCUGCCGCGCGCUUCGACGCGGCGCGUUGCGGUAAGGAGAUCCAGGCGACCAGUGUGUAUCACUCUCCUUUGACCCCGUCUCGGGACUACGCUCCUCCCUGUGUCCCCCCGAGCUUCGUCGCUGACAGCUACCCAGACCCAGGCGGCCUUGGUGACACCAUCUAUCCGACGCUCGCCGGUGUCGUUCGGUGCAGCAACUGCACGGAGAACGAUAUUCAACUCACCCAAGCUCCGUAUCAGGCCCUGACGAAGCGGCUGCCCAGCCAGCCCUACACCACCGUUGUUUGGGGCAACUGGAACUGA